Messenger RNA from Tripterygium wilfordii, 1273 nucleotides. Its product is annotated as floricaula/leafy homolog. Lineage: Eukaryota; Viridiplantae; Streptophyta; Magnoliopsida; Celastrales; Celastraceae. Gene Ontology annotation, molecular function: DNA binding. Gene Ontology annotation, biological process: regulation of DNA-templated transcription. The coding region runs from base 1 to 1155 and encodes 384 amino acids. The record is from RefSeq and is a predicted model, not a curated record. The transcript has 3 exons.
AUGGAUCCUGAAGCAUUUACAGCAAGCUUGUUCAAAUGGGACCCACGAGGGAUGGUUCAACCGGCCAACCGCCUAAUGGAAGCCGCGGUGCCACCACCACCGCUUCAGGUAGCGGCGGCGUACGGUUUGCGGCCACGGGAGUUGGGUGGUCUAGAGGACCUGUUUCAGGCAUACGGGAUCAGAUACUACACGGCAGCGAAGAUUGCGGAGCUAGGGUUCACGGUGAGCACGCUUUUGAACAUGAAGGACGAGGAGCUCGACGAGAUGAUGAACAGCCUAUCACAUAUGGCCAGGUGGGACCUUCUCGUUGGGGAGAGGUACGGUAUCAAAGCCGCUGUAAGAGCUGAAAGAAGAAGACUUGAUGAAGAAUGCUCUCGAAGACGUCAGUUUCUUUCCUCUGACACUACCAAUACCCUCGACGCUCUCUCUCAAGAAGGCUUGUCGGAGGAGCCGGUGCAGCAAGACAAGGAGGCCGCUGGGAGCGGCGGAGUGGGGACAUGGGAAAUGAUGGCGGCGGUGGGGGACAGGAAGAAGCAGCAGCGGAGACGGAAAGGUCAGAAGAAAGUGGUUGAUGUUGAUGCCGAUGACGACAACGACGAGGAUGACGAAAACGGUGGUGGGUCCGAGCGACAGAGGGAGCAUCCUUUCAUUGUGACAGAGCCUGGUGAAGUGGCACGUGGCAAGAAGAACGGCCUCGAUUACCUCUUCCAUCUAUACGAGCAGUGCCGGGAUUUCUUGAUUCAGGUCCAGAACAUCGCCAAGGAUCGCGGCGAAAAAUGCCCCACUAAGGUAACGAACCAGGUUUUCAGGUACGCGAAGAAGGCCGGAGCGAACUACAUAAACAAGCCCAAAAUGCGACACUACGUGCACUGCUACGCACUUCACUGCCUGGACGAGGAAUCAUCGAAUGCGCUUAGGAGAGCGUUCAAGGACAGAGGAGAGAACGUUGGGGCAUGGAGACAGGCCUGCUAUAAGCCUCUGGUGGCUAUAGCCGCGACGCAAGGGUGGGACAUUGAUGCCAUUUUUAAUGCACAUCCUCGUCUUUCGAUUUGGUACGUUCCGACCAAGCUUCGUCAACUUUGUCAUGCCGAACGCAACUGUGCCUCGGCUUCUACCUCUAUAUCUGGCGGUGGCGAUCCCCUGCAGCAUUAUUAGGACAUGAUUUUCCAUAUAAUGCAAUGUUGUUUUGUAUUAGGGUACGUUAUUGUUCGAAUUACAUUGAUUUUAGUAGGUGAUAUAUGCUGCAAUAUAUGUAUCUAAAGGGGUAUGUGUU